AUGGCCUUCACAAAAUUCAUCCUUCCCACACUCGCUAUUGCGAGCAGUGUCCUCGCGCAAAACGAUGUCUGCGAUGGACCAUCGAUCACUAUUGCCAGCAGUACCGACGCUGAGCAGAUUGCUGACUGCAGAACAUACAAUGGAGAUGUCAUCAUUGACUCGACUGCCUCUGGACAAAUUGCGAUCAACGGAGUACAACAGAUCAAGGGCGACCUCACCUGCAACAAUGCCACUCAGUUGACGGCUAUCACCUCGGACCAGCUCAACACCAUUACUGGUACCUUCAGUUUGACCGGCCUCACCAUUUUGUCGACCCUGCAGUUUGAUUCCCUCGAAGCCGUGAACAAGAUCAACUGGGUUGGUCUUCCUGCUCUUCAGAGCUUGAACUUUGCCCAGGGUGUUCAACAAGCCAACCAAGUCUACAUUUCCAACACUCAGCUUAACAACAUUAACGGCAUCGAACUGACCGCUGUUUCGGCCCUGGAUAUCAACAACAACCCGUACCUCACCACCGUGAAUGUUAACGACCUGAAGAACGUGACCACAUCGCUGUCCUUCUCCGCCAACGGCCGUGAUCUCGAGAUCAGCUUCCCUAACCUCGAAGAUGCUGCCAACUUGACCUUCCGAAACGUCAGCAAGGUUUCGAUGCCAUCUUUGAGCAUUGUUGGUGGCUCUAUGGGCUUCUACUCCGACUCUUUCGAAACCUUCUCUGCCCCCAACUUGACCCAGACUGGUGGCACCCUGGCUUUCGUUGACAGCCCAGAAUUGUCCAACCUUUCUUUCCCGUCGUUGACCGUGAUCGGUGGAGGUUUCUUGAUUGCCAACAACACAGCCCUCAAGGCCAUCAGCGGCUUCCCUAAGCUCAAGACCAUCGUUGGUGCCCUUGACUUUGCUGGUGCAUUCAACAGUGUCAGCAUGCCAUCCCUCACUGAUGUCCGCGGUGGUUCCAACGUACAGACUACUUCCACCAACACCACCAUUUGCGACCUUUUCAACCAGGCUCAUUCUGCUGGUGUCAUCAAAGGUGUCAACACUUGCAUCACCAACAAGGCUCACCCAGAUACCAACCCAUCUGCUACGUCCGGCGGUGCUUCGUCUACUUCGACCAGCAGCUCCAGCAAAAACGCCGGUGUGACAUUCGGACCCAGCACACCCAUGACUGGUCUCGGUGCCUUGCUCGCAGCAGUUUUCUUCCUGUGA
Exophiala spinifera is the source of this 1200-nucleotide messenger RNA. RefSeq lists its product as uncharacterized. Gene Ontology annotation, biological process: fungal-type cell wall organization. The coding region runs from base 1 to 1200 and encodes 399 amino acids. Lineage: Eukaryota; Fungi; Ascomycota; Eurotiomycetes; Chaetothyriales; Herpotrichiellaceae. Gene Ontology annotation, cellular component: plasma membrane; fungal-type cell wall. The record is from RefSeq and is a predicted model, not a curated record. The transcript is spliced from 3 exons.